CAAAAGUAAAAUUUGACUUUUCACGCUUCGUGAAAUAUAAAUAUACUUCUUAGUAUUUCGGAAUUACUUUUCUGCUGCUUCUUAAACUAUAAUUCAUAAAUGAAGACGGUAAUGACUCCACAAUCUUCGACUGUGCAAAUUGUAUCUUCAAGUUCGAUCAUGAAAAAUGACCGCAGGGCAUCGAAACCUUUGAUGGAAAAACGACGCCGCGAAAGAAUAAACAAAAGUCUUAACGAAUUAAAGUCAAUUCUCCUUCAUGCACUCCGUAAAGACCAAAGUACCUGUCAUUCUAAAUUGGAAAAAGCUGAUAUACUAGAAAUGACUGUACGAUAUCUACGUGGAAUUCAACGCCAAAGAAUGAAUGCUGCUAUCACACUCGAUCCAUCAGUUGUCUCCAAAUAUAGAAACGGAUACGUAGAAUGUAAAAAUGAAGUAUCACACUUCUUGGAAAAUUCAUCAGAAAAUGUUCAUCCUGACGUGAAAUCCAGGUUAAUAAACCACCUUGGGAACACUUUACCCCACCAGCCUGUCCAUCAACUUCCACCGCACAUGAUGUGUUCAAAUGCUCGCACUGCUCCUCUACUCACAACCACAGCACCCGUCGCCGCAGGUCCCAACGUUACACCUUUACAAAUCCAAAUGUCGCCCAACACUCAAAUCCAACAAGCUAUGGCAGCGGCAGCAGCAGCAAUGGCACAAAACCGAUCAAUUCUCACGCAUCAUAUUAACUACUCAAGUGAAGAGUCUCCUCGACCUUCACCGGAUGCAAACAUUGCAUCAAUAAAUGAAUCUCAAAGAAGAAACAGUUCUUCAUCAUUUACAUCAUCCGGGUUCGUGUCUCCCGGCUCACCCCUCUCGCCUUCGACAUCCCCGAGCAAAAGCAAUGUCCAAGGUAGUUUCAUGUUGUUUCCUCAGCAUUGCUCACCUGUCUCACCUAUGUCCGCGGAGGAGGGAAGACACGAGAGCGCUCCAACAUCACCUGCCGCUUCCUCAUUUUCCCCAACCCCGGAAUCUCACCAUCCCACAACAAGCCACGUUCGUUCCAUCUCGCCAUCGGGUAGUGAGAUGAGUGAUUCUGAUCCAGUAUGGAGACCAUGGUAAAAUGGAAAUAAAACUUCCAAACGUUUCAUCCGUACUAUUAAAACCAGCAACUGAACGUGUUGAUAUUUUUAACCCGCGCAUAUAUUCGCUAAAUAAAGCUUUCUAAAGGCUGCUACAUAUCUUGCUUUUCAUGAUGAUAGUUUUGACUUCAAAUUAAUGUUUGACAAUUUCGUUUUUAAAAAGAUUCGCAAAUCGCGAUGAAUAUUUGUUUUUAACGCGGCGCAUUUGUAUUGUGCCUUUAAUGUUUCUUGUUGACGGCGUGAUUUUUAACGUCAUUUUCAGUUCAAUACCUUUAUAUUGUGAUAAAAAAAUAAAACGGAAAA
Messenger RNA from Ciona intestinalis (vase tunicate), 1424 nucleotides. Lineage: Eukaryota; Metazoa; Chordata; Ascidiacea; Phlebobranchia; Cionidae. The record is from RefSeq.